Messenger RNA from Prorocentrum cordatum, 771 nucleotides. The record is from the annotation of a GenBank genome assembly. Lineage: Eukaryota; Dinophyceae; Prorocentrales; Prorocentraceae.
AUGGCCGCCGCAGGGGCCGCCAACGUCGCCGCCGCCGCCGGGGCCGCGGACGCGGGCACGGGCACGGGGGCCGCUGGCGCGGCCCAAGGCCUGAAGUCUUGGGGCCGCUUGCGCAGCCCUGCCUGGCUGGUCGGCACACUGCUGUUCCUCAUUGCCUGCUGCCGGAUCGGCGAGGCCAGCCAUCCCGGCACGGAACUCCUCGACACCUGCGGUGAGGAGUGGGGGUUCGACGCAGCCGUUGAGGAGCAGACCUCCACCCUGGGCACGGUGCCCCCCCAGAAGAUCGACAACGUCAUAGGCGUGGUGAAGGCGUACACCACGCGCGUGGGCUCCGGGCCGUUCCCCACGGAGCUGCAGAACGAGAUGCAGACGCUCGAGGACUUCGCCGGGGAGUACAUCGGCCCCGAGGUCAGCCUGGAGCGCCGAGGGCACGAGCGGGGGCCGUACAAGCUCGAGAAGGGCCAGACGGUCAAGAUCGGGGAGAUGCUGCAGGAGGUCGGCCACGAGUACGGCACGACCACUGGCAGGCGGCGCCGGUGCGGCUGGCUGGACAUCCCGCUGGUGAAGUAUUCGACCCUCAUCAACGGCUUCGACAGCCUCAACAUAACCAAGCUUGACGUGCUGACAGGCCUCAAGCAGAUCAGGGUGGCGAUCUCGUACCGCAACAAGCAGAUGACCGAGGUCCGGCUGCCUCGGGGCUACUUCCCCUCGCACCUGGAGGACCUGAAGGAGGUCGUGUGCGAGUACGAGACGCUGGAGGGCUGGGAGCAG